Pelobates cultripes (western spadefoot toad) is the source of this 492-nucleotide messenger RNA. NCBI's taxonomy places the organism in Eukaryota, Metazoa, Chordata, Amphibia, Anura, Pelobatidae. The record is from the annotation of a GenBank genome assembly.
AUGUCUGUAACACAACCCACUAAAUCUGUCCCCAAAGGAUCCGACUCCUCACCGGUCACCACCGAGGUCCUCACAACACUUCUAGCGACCCUUCAGAAUACCAUACUAGCGGACACAGCUAAGAUCCGCAAAGACAUAAGAGGCCUGUCGGGCAGGUUGGGGACCUUGGAGGGAACCUCCGGGGAACACACCAAGCAAAUCUCCUCCCUACAACGGGAGAUAGACCAACUUCAUCGGCAGCACAAAUCAUAUGACCAACACCUGGCCACAAUGGAAGAAACAAGGCACAAAAACAACGUGAAAAUAAGGGGAACCAAGGAGGACAUACCAAUCGAUGAGUUGCCUCACCUCCUGCCCAUGAGAGAAGGCAGAGCGGUAGGCCUAGAGGAAUCCUUCCGAAUUCCCAAAAGGGAGCCCCAGGGACCUGGUGGUCCACUUCCUGACUGGAAAUGCACCUCACCUUCUAUUCGGAUCUAUCAGGAUACACUCUAG